Racocetra persica is the source of this 1669-nucleotide messenger RNA. NCBI's taxonomy places the organism in Eukaryota, Fungi, Glomeromycota, Glomeromycetes, Diversisporales, Gigasporaceae. The record is from the annotation of a GenBank genome assembly.
AUGAAAUUUGGUAAACUGCUUCAAACUGAAUCAGUACCCGAGUGGAGAAAAAAUAUUUAUGACUCACCAAACACUUAUGAACAUUCUGAUAGUCUUCAAACUUUUCCUUUCUCACCCAUUAAAGAGGAAGACAAGAUUAAUGAAAAUUCAAAUGUUGAAAUUACUAAACCUAAUCUUUCUGACCCUACGAUUAAAAGUCAAUUAGAACCUGAGGAAAUAGCAUUUUUCGAGGCUUUAGACAUAGAAUUAAAAAAAAUUACCGAAUUUUAUGAAGAAAAGGAAUUAAAUGCAAAAGAACAUUUCAAACAAAUAAAUCAAGCAUAUGAAGACUUAAAAGCUUUGAAAAAUGUCAAGCAAUCAAACUCGCCUCGUAGCGAUUGGACUUCCAAGCUAUUUAAAGAACGUGAUAAUAAUAAUAGCCCUGUUCCAUCCACAAAUGAAUUUCCAGUUGCAUUUGAUUAUAAAGACGCGAGGAAAAGAAUGAAAAAGGCUAUUUGUGAAUUUUACCGAGGCGCAGAAAUGCUAAAGAAUUAUCGAAAUAUUAAUUAUGCGGGGUUUAAAAAAAUCCUUGAAAAAUUUGAUAUGAUUACGAAGCUAAAUGGAAGUGAAAUUUAUAUGCAAAAAAUUGAAAAAAGUGGUUUUGUAAAAAGUAAACCACUAAAUGUAUUAAUGAGAGACACUGAGUAUAUUUAUACUAAACUUUUUGGCGGUAACUCUCGAUCACACGCAAUAAAAAAACUUAGAACCCCUAAUAGAAAGCACAAGACUUAUUACCUUCCUACAAUACGAUCAGGAAUAUAUAUUGGUUUAGCAACUCUUUCCUUAUACAAUACCUUAAAACACGUAAAUGAAUCUGAAGAAGGAAUUCAACAAUUAAGUUUCUAUGCCGGAAUGAUUCUCCCAGCAAUUCUUUUGUUGAUUAUAGGUGUUCAUAUGGUUAUAUCACCUUUUGUUGGUAUCGAAUUUCGAGAUUUCUUCAUUGCCGAUCAUUUUAGCAGCUUGUCUUAUUCUUUGGUUACUCUGCAAUUAAUUCCUUGUUUUGUAUCACAAGAAAUUUGUAACUUGCCCAUAUCAAUAACACCACUUGCUCCAAUUUUGGGUUCUUUUGGUGCUGCAAUGAGGGCUGUUCAAUGUAUAAGACGUUAUUAUGACACCAAUGCAGUAAUACAUCUUGCAAAUACGGGCAAAUAUAUUUUCGCGUUGGUAGCUAUAAACUUUAUCUUUUAUUGGAGAUAUACAGUUGCUUAUGAUGCAGAUAAUUAUAAUAAGAUCCUUAUUUCGAAAAUUCUCUUUAUUAUUGUACAAAUUAUUUCAACGAUUUAUUCUAAUAUAUGGGACCUAAAUCAAGAUUGGGCAUUAUUACAAUCUCAUAGUUCUAAUUUUUUGUUAAGAGAUGAAUUAAGUUAUAAGCAUAAAUGGAUUUACUAUAUUGCAAUGUUUAUUAACUUUGGAGAAAUGUUUAGACGUUGGCAAUGGGAUAUUUUCCGUAUUGAAAAGGAACAUGUUAUAAAUUGUCAAGAAGAACGUGCAAUCAAAGAAUUAAAGCUACCAACAAUUUUUGAUUCAACUAUCACAGAAAAAAUACAAAUUCAAAAAAGUCCAAUGUCACCACAAUUAAAUAGACUAAACUCAUGGAGGGACUUUCAACCUAAAUUAGAUAAAAAUGAAG